This is a messenger RNA of Colletotrichum lupini, 1587 nucleotides long. RefSeq lists its product as uncharacterized. Bases 1 to 1587 code for a protein of 528 amino acids. The transcript is spliced from 11 exons. The record is from RefSeq and is a predicted model, not a curated record. NCBI's taxonomy places the organism in Eukaryota, Fungi, Ascomycota, Sordariomycetes, Glomerellales, Glomerellaceae.
AUGCGAUUCAUGCGGCUGUCUGAUCACUUCUCUUCCGGCGGGGAGAUGGAGAGCCCACCACCUGUCCAGUACCGAUGUACUAUGUAUGUACGGAUAGGUACCUUGGCCUGUAAUGUCCCCACGUUCCCCGAUGUUUUCCUGCUUCUCGAGAACGGGUAUCGCCGGCCGGCCGGUACUGUAAAAGUUUAUGUCCGGCUGACACAUCCCUAUCAUUCCGCUACGGACACAGCUUCUCUAUUCUACGAUACUACAUAUCUCUCGCUGUCGUAUGCGGCUUUGCACGUGAAAGCAAAUUUCCGUAUCCGAACCCCGUCUGCCCGUUUCCAGGGGUCCCGAGGCCCGGAGGAGGGUGAGGUAAGCAAAAAACGCAAACGGGCCCCCGUCAAGGGUAGUUCAUCCGCCUCGGAGCCGAAUUUCGGAUUACACCAUGAUCCUUCCAUCGUCCAUUAUCCAUAUAGCGCGCGCGGGAAACCCUUCACCCCUGGCCUGAAUCCAUGGAACCUAUUUGAUUUUCUAUCCGCCCAUAUUCAGGGAUUCCACGACUCCACGACCGGGGCGUGCCUCCCAUCAAUCCAGCGCACAUUUACCCGGCAUCUCAUUCAGAAACCCCGAAGUAGGCUGGGGGGCCCGGGGGCUGGACCUGAACCUGCACUCUUGUUAAACGACGGGAUGCCGAAGAACAACUCGCGUUUUCUCUCUCAAUCUCAAAUCCCAAUCUCGAUUUCACCGACCACGACCAGCUACAACGACCGGUCCACGGCCCGGAAGUCAACGGCAUCUAGCCCAAUCCGGUUAUUCCCAUCCCCCGUGUCCGUGUCUGACUUGACUCUGGCACCUCUGCACAUCAUGGCCCAAGCUUCCGAGACCAUGUCUUAUAAGCCGGCAGGCAGAACCGGGCGAAAUCAAAUCAUUGUGCCGCUCUUUUCGGGAAGCGGGAGUUUUAAAGUAGGGAGCGACCAACUGAGCAAGUCAGGGUGGAAUCCGCUUUUCUCUCUCCCCUUCCUGAUUACCAUCCCUCAUCUUCCUAUACCGUUGACCUGGCAAGACCCCUCGACGACUCUCGUCUUCCGCGCCUAUCCAAGCCCUCCGCGUACCGUACCCAUGCAGAAAAAUCAACAGAACAGCAACUGCAAGUACUCUGUACAGGGGGGACGAGAAAGCAAAGAUGCAAAGAAGAAGAUGAGAUGGAAAAAAAUGCAGAAAAGUAACCGAUCCCUUCCCCAAGAUCCAGCAGGCUCAAAGCCAAGGAGUCGUAUGUACCGAGACGAGACCAACAGCGAAGGGGAGAAGGAAAUAAAAAAAGAGAGACACCGCAUUGCAUUGCAUGUCGUAUCUGCUUUCGUGCAGCACCGCGAGAUUGGACUCUCCACUGAGGGAUGCCGAGGGGCAACAGCGUACUGCGUACAUACUUGCUUCAGAAUCUGCGUGCUAAGGUAUUUUCUGCACCAUCAGCAGGAGCUGGCGGUGGUGGUGGUCGUCUCCACGACCGGUGUGUGGUUCCGCCUCACCGGUCCGACAACCCGAUUCAGGUCGUCGUUGGUUCGCUCGCGGUUCCGCUCCAACGACUUUUUGUUCGCCAAGAACUAG